Arachis ipaensis is the source of this 1058-nucleotide messenger RNA. Lineage: Eukaryota; Viridiplantae; Streptophyta; Magnoliopsida; Fabales; Fabaceae. The record is from RefSeq and is a predicted model, not a curated record.
AUGAAAAAGCUGAAACAGAUCAGUGUUCCAGUUUGGGAAUAUCUUGAUAGGUUUGAUCCAGCUCCAAUAGCACAAGGCUCAAGUCGAAUGAACUUACGGCCAACCCCAUCUGUUGGUUCGGGUCAAUCUACUUCAACGAACCUAGGUGUAUUAACAGGAGUAUCAGUUGAGACCAUGGCUGCAGCAACUUCAGGGACUACAGCAAGACUUUUUAACACUAUUGUUUUGUUAGUAUGUGUGCCACCGUGUAAAUUCUGUGGUCUGUUUGACGGAGUUAAUCUUUCCUUCGCCCGCAGGCUUCAGGACUUGGCUGGCUAUGGAGUAGCUGUAGCCGUUUCCAAAGAAUUUGAGGGUUCAUUUCGUGGUCUCACAUAUAAAUCUCCACUGCUUGAUCUUAUGAUCAAAAGUGGGAGAAAUGGCAAAAACAAUGGGAAAGGAUACUACAUUUAUGAAAAGGGUAGCAAGCCAAAACCCGAUCUUUCAAUACUACCAAUUGUUGAAGAGUCGAGAAGACUUGCCAAUAUUAUGCCUGGUGGAAAGCCUAUAUCUAUUACUGACCAAGAGAUUGUAGAGAUGAUCCUCUUUCCAAUAGUGAACGAGGCAUGCCGUGUAUUAGAUGAAGGAAUAGUUAUUCGAGCAUCAGACCUUGACAUUGCUUGUGUUCUUGGGAUGAGCUUCCCAAAUUACAGGGGUGGCGUUGUUUUCUGGGCGGACUUGGUUGGGGCGAAGCAUGUAUAUAACAGCCUAAAGAAAUGGUCAGAAUUAUAUGGUAACUUCUAUAAGCCAUCAAGGUAUCUGGAGGAAAGGGCAAUUCAGGGCAUUCCUUUGGUAAGACUCUAUAUCUGUUAUUAUCUAUUUGAAUUUCAUGGAACUUAGUAUUGUCAAUUUCCUUUGUACAUGAGACAAAAAAAUAUGUUAAAUUGACAUAGUUACCUUAGGAUAUUUGGAUACCUAAAGUUGAAAAACCAAGAAAUUUUUGAAACUGUAACUGAUGCAAAUAAGUAUUUUCCUUAUAGUAAACUUAAUAUGUUUACUUUAAUUUUCGCUUCUAAAUGAUA